This is a messenger RNA of Amphibalanus amphitrite, 3348 nucleotides long. RefSeq names its product outer mitochondrial transmembrane helix translocase-like. Lineage: Eukaryota; Metazoa; Arthropoda; Thecostraca; Balanomorpha; Balanidae. The transcript is spliced from 9 exons. Gene Ontology annotation, molecular function: ATP binding; ATP hydrolysis activity. The record is from RefSeq and is a predicted model, not a curated record. Gene Ontology annotation, cellular component: mitochondrial outer membrane. Bases 200 to 1342 code for a protein of 380 amino acids.
GUGGUGAUUCCCCUCGUUGCCCUCGGUCAAAGCACGGUAUACAUAUAGAGAACUUUGGGUCAGAGUUGAAGUAGCCAAGAAAGUUGAGAUUAUUGAUUCGAGGUGUUGCUGAUUGCUAUUUUCUAGUUUUUUUUUUUGCCUGUCUGUUGGAUUUCAAUAAUUCCGCAUAUUCCAAGGAGCCUCGUCUUUCACAGAAACCAUGCCGGACAGAGCAUUUGACCGCUCAGAGCUGCUUAGUCUCUUGCUGCGGACAGCUGUCGCAUCAGCCAUCACCUACCUGGGUGUAAAAUGGGCUGUGGACAUGAUGGACCCAACUCGGAAAAGACGACAGGAGGAUAAGAAGAGGGCUGAACGUCUGAUGACUCGUCUGGGUAUUGACAAGAACGUCCAUCUGACGGAUUAUGAGAUGUCGAUCGCCUGUCAGCUGGUGGAGCCGGUGUCCAUCCAGGUCUCCUGGGACAGCAUCGCCGGACUGGACAGCGUGAUCCAGGAGCUGAAGGAGACGGUGAUCCUGCCGAUCCAGAACAGACACCUGUUCCGCGGCAGUCAGCUGAUUCAGCCGCCAAAGGGUGUCCUGCUGCACGGACCGCCCGGCUGCGGGAAAACACUGCUCGCUAAAGCUACCGCCCGCGAGGCCUGCACUCGGUUCAUCAACCUUGAGAUCAGCAGUCUGACGGACAAAUGGUACGGCGAGUCGCAGAAACUCUGCGCCGCCGUCUUCUCGUUGGCCGUGAAACUGGAGCCCUGCAUCAUAUUCAUCGAUGAAAUCGACUCGUUCCUGCGCGCGCGCGCCACACACGACCACGAGGCUACAGCGAUGAUGAAGGCCAUGUUCAUGUCGUUGUGGGACGGCCUGAUCUCAGACUCUGAGCGCUGCGUGCUCGUCAUGGGCGCCACCAACCGGCCCCAGGACGUCGACAAGGCCAUUCUGCGCCGGAUGCCCGCGGCAUUCCACAUCGGCAAACCGACGCUGCCUCAGCGGAAGUCGAUCCUUCACCUGGUGAUGCGGGGCGAGUCGGCCUCGGACGAUAUUGACUUCAACCGGCUGGCCAAGCUGACAGACGGGUUCACAGGUUCGGACCUGCGCGAGCUGUGUCGAACGGCCGCCAUCUACCCGGUCAGGGACUACAUGACGUCCCCAACAGCGACCGUGUUCGGCGGACUCGCGGGCGCCGGUCCGGUCCCUGACGGCCCGAGUUCGGUAACCAGAGAGCUGAGCCGACCUCCCACUGCCCAGCUGCGACCUAUCACCCAGGCCGACUUUGACCGGGCCAUCUCCAAGAUGAAGGAGUCCAAGUCCCACACCGGGGGCCUCCUCUCCACUGACGAUAUGCUGGACUAGUGACUUAGGUUGUUUCCCCUCUAGGGAGAGAGUCAGGGCUAGGGAGUUCACGUGCGAGUUGUGAUGCAGAAAUGAGUGUUGUGACUCGUGAGGUAAAGCAGGUAGUUACCGAGGGGUUAGGGGGUCGUGCGAGAAUUCUAGGAAUUUUUCGCGACAAUAGAUAAGGUUUUGGUGUGAUUUGGUAAAAGAAGAGAUCAGGCAACGCUGUUUACGUCGGUGGGAAUGGGUAGCGAUUAUGUAGGUUCCGCCUUAGUUUUGUUCUAAAUUGCUGAUGCAGCGUCACAGAUAAGCUGCUGCCACUGGCGGGCUUGGGACACUGGGCCAAAACCUUCGUCCGAUUUCUUAAAAAUGCUCAGACUGACUAGAUUUUCUGCUUUUGAUCAAUUUAUGAUAAUCAUCAAACGAUUCGAAUCCUGCGGAAAUUAUCUGCAGCUCUAAUCUCUAAAAUCUAAAGGACUUUUUAUUUUAGAUAAAUGAUCUUAUUAACGAAUUGUGUAGUUUCGUGAACGAUUACGAAUUCAGGUGUUCAAUCGUUGUGUAGCACCACCGAUCGCCUCACAAAUCACAUAGUUCGCAACCCUUCACCAGCGUAAAUUUAACUGAAAAAUUAAAGUGAUUUAAAUUGAUUGCAGCCUUGUCGUGCCAUGUUUUGUGAAAUGCGCUCGUUAGCCUUGCGCUGAUUAGUGUAAUUGAACUUGUGAGGCUAACGUCCUGCUUCCCGAUGUAAAAAUCGCAGGGUUGAUUUACAAUAGCUUCGCUAAAAGCCCAAUUGCUGUAAAUCCUUGAAGAACAUCGAUCAUAUUGUUUUAUGCUUGCAGACAUGAAUGAAAAGCAGCCACUGCUCUAAUUAAAUUCGAAAUUCGCCAGUUUCUGUGUAGCUGAGUGGCUCAGUUGUAAGCGCAUUACGAAACAAUGCGGUAUGUAGAUUCCAAACAGACUGCGUUGUGAAUCGCUUACAUCUAUAGGAGCAUUUACUAGGGGAAUAAUAAUAGAAAGAUUUCCCGGCAGUCGGCUUAACUUGCUUUGGGCUCCGUGUUUACGUCAUUGAAUUCAAAUUGGUUGCUUAUUUUGUUAGUAUUGAUUUAUUUUUCACCAUGUGUAGAAAACUGGGCAUUUUAAGUUAAGUUGGUCCGGAGCAUCGGUUUGCAUCUGCAUGUUACUCCACGAAUAUUACGAUUACUUGAAAGAAAAUAAGCAUAAGAAUGAUCCUUAACUCGGCAGUGGUAGAGGUCCCUGUUGUUUGACACCUAGGGCUGUCAUCAACCGUUGUUCAAUAUAUAGAUCCACAAAUAGCUUCAUAGCCGAGUGAUAGGUGUGCUCGUAAAGUAAUGUCGAUAUGGUCGAUGAUGUCGAUAAGGAAAAUGCCAAAAAAAAAAAUCGAGCUAAGUUAGGAAAUUGAGAGGAUUACCAACUUCGUGUUGACUGAAUUAACAGCCUUCCAUACAUCAGUGAGGAUUCAGAAUAACAACAAAAUGCCAAGCACAGUAGAAUUGAAAUACCAUACAGUAGCGGCGGAACACCUUCAAUUAAAGGGGGGGGGGGGGCACUGCCGACUUUUGGUUCCAUUCUUUUCAUGCAACGCCCAUAGGGCUAAUGUUAAAAUGCCAACAUCAAAGGGGGAACGGUGCCCCGGUGCCCUCCCCGUUCCGCCGCCUAUGAUACCAUAUACUACGGUAUUAUCGGUUCGGUAUCAGUGCACCAAAAAGUUGGUAUCCAGGACAUCUCUAUCUCGUAUGCGUACUUGCGUCGUAGUCUCCGAGUUAUCAAACCAAGUGUCUCGGCGCUGACUUUUGCUACCAUCCGCCGAGACACGUCGCUAGUGAACCAAUGACGUCAUUUGUCCCGGGACCGAUGACGUCACGGCCGUCAGACACCGAUACCGAAUGUUUCUCGGCGGUGUUGGCGAGGCUGCCUGUGAUAUGACGUGCGUUCCUGUCUGCGUUUUUUUUUUUUUUGUCUUCGCACAUAUGCGCUGCAGCGGACAAAUACAUAGAAUUCGACCCUUA